Molecule: messenger RNA, 1410 nt
Organism: Acomys russatus (golden spiny mouse)
Lineage: Eukaryota; Metazoa; Chordata; Mammalia; Rodentia; Muridae
Product: MHC class I-like protein MILL2
Exons: 9
Coding region: 1-1410 (469 amino acids)
Biological process (GO): immune response; antigen processing and presentation of endogenous peptide antigen via MHC class Ib; antigen processing and presentation of endogenous peptide antigen via MHC class I via ER pathway, TAP-independent
Cellular component (GO): external side of plasma membrane
Source: RefSeq, a predicted model, not a curated record
AUGUGGAUGAAGACGGUGCUGCCCAAGGACCUCAGAGUCCUAGGCGUAGUCCAGCUGUGGACAGUGUACCUGCUCCUGGAUGGUCUGCUGGGCACCUGCGCAGCCGUCAAGAUCAUCACGGAGGAGCCUCCAGGAACCAUGCAGCCAGCAGGACAUAAACCCUUUGUCUGCAGUCUGUCCCGGCAGAUUUCCACUCAGCUGACAGCCAUUAUCCGGAAAACCGACUGUGGCCAUCAAACUGCUCCCAAAAGGCCCCGCACCAUGCCGGCCCCAGGUGGUCCUGCAGAAUCAGGGAAGCCUGGACUUGCUGAAAGCCCGCGUAAACGAGCUGCUCCUGAUGGAAUUUCCUCCGCUCUCCUCCCACUGCCUACCUACCCGGCGGAACUAACUGUGGGAGCCCACAAACCUGUCUCCUCAGGAUCCCACACUCUACGCUAUAACCUCAUGACCUUUUCUCGGGAGGUGUCUGGGGAGCCCCGGUUCCUGGCCCUGGGAUACCUUGAUGAUGAGCUCUUCCUGCGCUACGAUGGGGACAAAAGGACAGCAGAGCCCUGGGGACCUGGGUUCGAGGGGCACGGGGGAGCUGAGACCUGGGCAAGAGAGACUGAGACCCUGCGGGAGAAGGAGGACCAUCUCAGGGAGAUGCUGGCUGACGUCAUAAGCCAGCAGAGCCAGAACAAGGCUCCAAAGACACCUGGCUUCCUUGAGAAAUGUUCUGCAGGAUACAGGGGAAAGGCCCUUAAGAGGAUCAGGAGCCAUUGGAGCUCAGUCCCGGCCUCCCACAGUUCCUUAACCACUGGGAGAUGUGUGACCUACAGAGAGGGGAGGUUGGGAGGCAAACAAGAACAGGGUGGUCCUUUGGGCGACCCACCGUGCAAUGACAGAAGGGUCCUCACUCUCAUUAACUCACUUUAUCUUCUCUCAGGCCCACCAAGGAUGAGUGUGACCCUCAAGAAAUCCUCCCAUGGCAAGAACAAACUUACGUGCUGGGCUUUUAAUCUGUAUCCUCGGGUGGCCAACCUGGCCUGGCUUCAGAACGGGAAACCGACACAGGAGCAUACCUGGGGGCCCGGGACCACCCUGCCCAGCGGAGACGGGACCUACCAGACUCGGGUGUCCGUUUGGGUCCUUCCUGGACAGGAAGCGCAGUUCACCUGCAACCUGAGGCACCACAGCCACGACAGAGAAAUCCCUGCUGUCUCUGAAGAAAACCAAGCCAGGACCAGCAGCUCGGUUUCUGCUCCGGCGGCUUCUGCUCUUUCUGUGGUGUUGGUGUUUCUAAGCCUUGCCUAUACCACGCAGCCCAGCAAGAGACCAGUGUUCUGGGAAGAUGCCAUUUGCUCUCAGGAGAAUGGCAACAGUGAUGUCAGUGAGGUAUCCAAAGGGACCAGCUGUGGUCGGGCAUGGUAG